Molecule: messenger RNA, 618 nt
Organism: Theobroma umbraticum
Lineage: Eukaryota; Viridiplantae; Streptophyta; Magnoliopsida; Malvales; Malvaceae
Source: RefSeq, a predicted model, not a curated record
AUGUCUACUUCCUCAAAGCCCACCCAAUUCUCCCAAGAUUUACUUGAAAACUUUCACCCAAGAAAAUUUCUCCUACAUUCCUCUCUUUACCAAACAGAAGCCCCCGCAAUUUCGCCAGCACCAGAAAACAGUUAUGCCAUCACGAACAACUUCGAUACAAAUGUCCUCAUUGUGAUAUCGAUCCUCAUAUGCAGUUUGAUUUCCUCUUUGGGGUUAUUCUGUAUUGUCAAGUGUGCACUUAAAUGUUCAAGUUUAGUUGCUGCUGAACCUGAUGCGAACCCUCCAUCAAAGUUAGCAAAUGAAGGAGUUAGGCAGAAAGCUUUACAGACCUUCCCAACUGUAAAAUACACAUCCGAGUUGAAACUACCAGGCUUAGACACGGCAUGUGUUAUAUGCUUGUCAGAAUUUGCUGCUGGGGAGCGUUUGCGGAUUUUGCCAAAGUGCAACCACGGAUUUCAUACUCAUUGUAUCGAUGAAUGGCUUAGCGCGCAUUCUUCAUGCCCUACAUGCAGGCACUGCCUGACUGAAGCAGACCAAAAGACUGUUAACUGCAGUCAGGCAGACUUAUUGGAACAUUCUCUCCCAGUGCAGGAAAGCAGGCACAUGGCAGAGAACUAG